CCAUUCUUUCCGCUUCGUGACUGUGAUGAACGAACGCUAGUUGGGAUAAGUGUGCAUGUAGGAGAAGGAAGGAGAAGAAGAAGAAGAAGAAGAAGAAAAGAAGAAGAAGAAAAGGGUCUUGUUGCAUUCGUGAUGAUGGUGGAAGCCAAACAUAGACGAAUGUGUUCUCUAUUUAUUGUGGUAAUUUUGUUGAUGAGCAUACAUAACUGCCAUUGCACUCAAUCUGAUAUAGACUGCCUGAAAUCCCUGCAACAAUCUUUAGACGACCCCAACAACUCUUUGGCGUCCUGGAAAUUUCAGAACAAUUCAGAAGGAUACAUCUGCAACUUCGUUGGUGUAGAGUGUUGGCACCCAAACGAGAACAGAAUCCUCAACAUAAGACUGUCCUCCAUGGGCCUCCAAGGGCCGUUCCCCAUUGGUCUAGCGAAGUGUACCAGCAUGACAGGGUUGGAUCUUUCAGACAACCAGCUUUCGGGGCCCUUGCCCACUGAUAUUUCACAUUAUGUGGGAGUAUUGACUGCAUUAGACCUGUCCAAGAACAAGUUUACUGGUGAACUCUCCGAUGAUCUUAAGAAUUGUGUUUAUCUCAACGUUCUCAAGUUGGAUGGCAACCAGUUAACCGGCGAAAUUCCCAGUGGAAUUGGGCAGCUAAGGCGGCUCAAGACUUUCAGCGUUGCAGGUAACAAAUUAACGGGGAAUAUUCCUCCAUUCGCGAACCCUCAACCUCCUGAGAAUUUUGCAAAUAAUGAAGGGCUCUGCGGGUCUCCCUUAGCAAAAUGUAACUCGAAGAAGCAAACCCGUGUUAUAGAUUCUAGAGCUCUUGGUGUAUUCCUCUUCAUUUUUCUGCUCUUUGUCAUUGUUUUGAUGCUGGUUUGCUCAUUUGUUUGGUUGAUCUAUAAGAAGUAAGUACAAAUUUUGAAUA
Messenger RNA from Nymphaea colorata (pocket water lily), 922 nucleotides. RefSeq names its product probably inactive leucine-rich repeat receptor-like protein kinase At5g48380. Bases 133 to 906 code for a protein of 257 amino acids. The transcript has a single exon. Lineage: Eukaryota; Viridiplantae; Streptophyta; Magnoliopsida; Nymphaeales; Nymphaeaceae. The record is from RefSeq and is a predicted model, not a curated record. Gene Ontology annotation, molecular function: protein binding.